This is a messenger RNA of Postia placenta MAD-698-R-SB12, 741 nucleotides long. RefSeq lists its product as hypothetical. The coding region runs from base 53 to 718 and encodes 221 amino acids. The transcript has 6 exons. The record is from RefSeq and is a predicted model, not a curated record. NCBI's taxonomy places the organism in Eukaryota, Fungi, Basidiomycota, Agaricomycetes, Polyporales, Adustoporiaceae.
GUUGAGCUCUUGAUUCUUAUAGCAGGCCGUCCACAUCUCCUUCUGAUUCAAUAUGUUCACGUUUGCAGCUGGGUUCGCUCACCCGUGGCCCGCUGGCUCCCGCUCGAGCUACGGAGAGGUAACCGAUGAACCAUGUGACUAUGGCCUAAGCACACAACAGUUUAUCACAGCAGAUUUCCAGGAGGACAUCUGGGACCAGAUGACACAUGAGAUUGCCACGAGUGUGGCUCUAUCAGCAUUGGCAAUGCCACGGAUGGGCCGUCAUGAGCAGAUUAUACCAAACUUGGAAUCAUGGAAUACUCACUCAUGGUGCAGAUGCCACGCGCCACGAUGUUGGUUUCAUCCCGCCCCGAUCCUUCCACCAAGACUUGCAAAGCAAGGAGCAUGCUAUGGCUCCUCGAGUAGGCAAUGCGCACUUCAGUCCACCUUUGCGAUGGCAAUGCCUCGUCCGAUGCGACAUCGCGCAUCUGAAAUUCGUCAUUCGACAACACCUUUGCCGCCAGUGGUGACUCCGCCUCCUAUGCAGCCCAUAUUGCUAUAUUCAGAAGUGGUACGUGGUGUGAAGGUCACAGGGUUGCAGAGCGAGAAGAAUGCGUGUUACAGUCCCAGUUGCAAGUCAGCCUUUCCGCCUCCGCGGAAGCCUAAGGCAGCGCGAAACUCAGGAAAGAGAACAAAACAAGUGCAGAGCUCCCAGUGCUGGUGGAUACUCAAGUACUGACACUGUCGAAGGCUGCCGGCAGU